Lodderomyces jiufengensis is the source of this 1104-nucleotide messenger RNA. RefSeq names its product 3-deoxy-7-phosphoheptulonate synthase (gene ARO4). The coding region runs from base 1 to 1104 and encodes 367 amino acids. NCBI's taxonomy places the organism in Eukaryota, Fungi, Ascomycota, Pichiomycetes, Serinales, Debaryomycetaceae. Gene Ontology annotation, biological process: aromatic amino acid biosynthetic process. The transcript has a single exon. The record is from RefSeq and is a predicted model, not a curated record. Gene Ontology annotation, cellular component: cytoplasm. Gene Ontology annotation, molecular function: 3-deoxy-7-phosphoheptulonate synthase activity.
AUGAGUAAGACACCAGUACCAACUGAAUAUGAUGAUACAAGAAUAUGUGGUUAUGAUCCAUUAGUACCACCAAAUUUAUUACAACAUGAAAUUAAAGCUACUUCACAAUCAUUAGAUGUUGUUAUAAGAGGUAGAUUUGAAGCUUCACAAAUUUUAAAAGGUAAUGAUGAUAGAUGUUUAGUUAUUGUUGGACCAUGUUCAAUUCAUGAUACAAAAGCUGCAUUAGAUUAUGCUCAUAGAUUAAAAAAAUUAAAUGAUGAAUUAAAAGAUGAUUUAUGUAUUAUAAUGAGAGCUUAUUUGGAAAAACCAAGAACAACUGUUGGAUGGAAAGGUUUAAUUAAUGAUCCAGAUGUUGAUAAUUCAUUUGAUAUAAAUAGAGGGUUAAGAAUUUCAAGACAAUUAUAUUCUGAUUUAACAAAAGAAGCUGGAUUACCAAUUGGUUCAGAAAUGUUGGAUACUAUUUCACCACAAUAUUUUUCAGAUUUUUUAAGUUUUGGUGCUAUUGGUGCAAGAACUACUGAAUCUCAAUUACAUAGAGAAUUAGCUUCUGGUUUAAGCUUUCCUAUUGGAUUUAAAAAUGGUACUGAUGGUGGAUUAACUGUUGCAUUAGAUGCUGUACAAGCUUCUUCAAAAGGUCAUCAUUUUAUGGGAGUUACUAAAAAUGGUAUGGCUGCUAUAACUACAACUUUAGGUAAUGAUACAUGUUUUAUAAUAUUAAGAGGUGGUAAAAAAAUUACAAAUUAUGAUCCUGAAUCUGUAAAAGCUGCAAAAGAAGCAAUAAGUAAAUCAACUGAUCCAAAUAUUAAAUUAAUGGUUGAUUGUUCUCAUGAUAAUGCACAAAAAGAUUUUAGAAAUCAACCAAAAGUAUUAGAAUCAGUUGCUGAUCAAAUAAGUAAAGGUGAAGAUAAAUUAAUUGGAGUUAUGAUUGAAAGUCAUAUAAAUGAAGGUAAACAAAAAAUGCCCCCAACUGGUGCAAAUAAAGAAGUUUUACAAUAUGGUGUUUCAAUAACUGAUGGUUGUGUUGGUUGGGAUACAACUGUUGAUAUGUUAACUAAAUUAAGUAAAGCUGUUCAAGCAAGAAGAAGUUUGAAAAAUAAAAAUUAA